AUGGCGCUCUACGAGCUCUUCUCCCACCCGGUGGAGCGCGGCUACCGCGCGGGGCUCUGCUCCAAGGCCGCGCUGUUCCUGCUGCUGGCCGCCGCGCUCACGUACAUCCCGCCCCUGCUGGUGGCCUUCCGGAGCCACGGGUUGUGGCUGAAGCGGAGCAGUUACGAGGAGCAGCCGACCGUGCGCUUCCAGCACCAGGUGCUGUUCGUGGCCUUACUGGGACCCGAGCGAGGCGGGUUCCUCGCCUGGAGCACCUUCCCCGCCUUCAACCGGCUGCAGGGGGGUCACCUGCGCGUCCCGCUGGUUUCGACUAGAGAAGAAGACAGGAACCAGGAUGGGAAAAUGGACAUGCUGCAUUUUAAACUGGAGCUUCCUCUGCAGUCCACGGAGCAUGUUCUUGGUGUACAGCUCAUCCUGACUUUCUCCUAUCAAUUGCACAGGAUGUCCACGUUCGUGAUGCAGAGCAUGGCGUUUCUCCAAUCGUCCUUCGCUGUGCCAGGGUCCCAGUUAUAUGUGAAUGGAGAGCUGCGGCUGCAGCAGAAGCAGCCUCUGAGCAGUGGAGGCCUCGAUGUCCGAUACAACGUAUCCGUAAUCAACGGGACCAGUCCUUUUGCCUAUGACUACGACCUCACCCACAUUGUUGCUGCUUACCAGGAAAGGAAUGUAACCACCAUCCUGCUGGACCCCCACCCCAUCUGGCUGGUGGGAAGGGCUGCUGAAGCUCCAUUUGUCAUUAAUGCUGUCAUCCGAUACCCAGUAGAAGUAAUUUCAUAUCUACCAGGAUUCUGGGAAAUGAUCAAGUUUGCCUGGAUCCAGUAUGUCAGUAUCCUGCUUAUCUUCCUCUGGGUGUUUGAAAGAAUCAAAAGAUUUGUGUUUCAGAAUCAGGUGGUGACCACAAUCCCUGUCGCAGUAAUGCCCCAGGGAGAAACAUAUAAGGAGCACUUAUCAUAAGAAGACCACUUGUGAGAACUAAGCAGGACCCUGGCUACCUCCUUAUUGUCUGAGAACUGCCAUCUUAAGAAAUUUUUGCAGAGAGCCCAUGGACACGUGCCAGUGUGUAUGCUUUUCCUAUCAGAGACAAAGCACAAUCCUUUCUCAUUUUUCUCUAUACAAAUUCCGUAUUUUGUAAGCACCUCACCCGGGACUAGUUUGUAGAAACAUCUGAGGGUUCCUGAAAGCUAUAAUUUGCUUCUUUUUUUUUUUUUCCUUGCCUUAGGCUUCAAUUUCAGGAGACAACUACAGUCAUUUUAGAACUCUUGGAAAGAAUCCCAUCUCUAGUCGAGCAAAGACUUUUCCUCUCUUGAACUGAGAAACAUGCUAUGCAUUUCUUCCCACUAUUGUAAACCACUUUUUACUCUUUUCAGGUCUCUCUUGUGAGAGAUGUGCAAAUCAGUAAGUAGCACUUUCCACUACUGAGCAUCAAAAUUUCCCACUCAAAACUUUGGUUUCCAGCACCGAGAGGCCAUGAAGGGGAGAAUGGAAGCGCCCGAGAGCACAUACACGAACACGUGUAUGGGUGGGUGACUCCAGGACACUAGGACCAUCCACCUGCCCUCCGGCUAACAGACAGUCGUCUUAUCAUUAUUAGCUCAGCUGAGCGGCCCUUUAUCCCUGCCCUGCCAUGGCUGGCUUGUUGCCCUGCCUUUCGCCCUUUCUGUGCCCCUGGAACAGCAGGCUUCAGCCAGAGUGCUGUUUCGUUCACAAUCCCCUCGGCAACAGUGGGGGAAGUAAGGAUUGCAACCGCAGUUUCUUUCUCUGGCCCUCAUCCAACAGCCUGGACAGUUGCCACUCCUCCUCCUUGACAGCCCUCCCCUUUCUCGAAAAGGACGUGGGUGACAGAGGAGCUGUUGUUGGUAUUGGCUCCCACUGCCAACAACCACAGAGUUUAUUUGGAGGGCUAGCGAGCGGGAAACCCAGCACUUGUAUUUCCCUUGAUGAAGGAACAGGGUGCCCAUCAGAAUGAGCGGCUUUGGGGCGGACACACAAGGUGCAGCAAGGGGAUAAAGAGGAUGCUCACCCAGGCAACUUAAUCUGGCCUGGCCAUUAGCAGAAUGUCAAGUAGUCCAGCAGGUUCACCCUCUUGCCUAAGUGAGCGUCUGUAGGAUGGGACGACUGAAUGCGGCUCUGUCGCGCGUGAAGACUAGUUCUCCAUUCUUGCCUUGAGGAAACAAACCGUCCUCAAAGGAUAAAUGGAUCUACUUUAUGAUCCUGAGAUAUCAUUGACACUGAGACAUGCCUGCUCUGAUCCAUGCUAACAUACUCCUCGGUGAAUGCUGCAGUUUACCUUGGAGAUUCAGUUGUUUCCAAAGCACCUUUUCUUCCAGGCUGACCAAAAUAAAAGUUUUGGAAACAGCUGUUUUGAAGUAUUCAAGCACAAAAAAUAGCUUAACACUGGCCCCUCUGCCUUUUCUUGUAAUAUCUAGGGCUGUUUAUAUACCUAAGCAUUUUUUUUUUCUUGAGGUAGAAAUGAAAAAAAGGGUUUCUGGAUUGAAUCACAAAAAGGUAAUGAGAUAUGGAAAAGAGCUAAAGACAUGAUAAACACUGCUUUGCAUUUUGUUAAAUUAUUUUAAUGCAAAAUUUGUAUAAAGAACCAUGAUAUUUUUUCUACCUUUCUAAUUAAAAUACUCAAAACGGAA
This is a messenger RNA of Canis lupus familiaris (dog), 2636 nucleotides long. It is a transcript of the gene TMEM231, whose product is annotated as transmembrane protein 231. Gene Ontology annotation, cellular component: ciliary transition zone; ciliary membrane. The coding region runs from base 1 to 951 and encodes 316 amino acids. Gene Ontology annotation, biological process: cilium assembly; regulation of protein localization. The transcript has 7 exons. Lineage: Eukaryota; Metazoa; Chordata; Mammalia; Carnivora; Canidae. The record is from RefSeq and is a predicted model, not a curated record.